Messenger RNA from Papilio machaon (common yellow swallowtail), 1029 nucleotides. Its product is annotated as gastrula zinc finger protein XlCGF71.1-like. Gene Ontology annotation, molecular function: DNA-binding transcription factor activity, RNA polymerase II-specific; RNA polymerase II cis-regulatory region sequence-specific DNA binding. The transcript is spliced from 4 exons. The record is from RefSeq and is a predicted model, not a curated record. Bases 378 to 947 code for a protein of 189 amino acids. Gene Ontology annotation, biological process: regulation of DNA-templated transcription. NCBI's taxonomy places the organism in Eukaryota, Metazoa, Arthropoda, Insecta, Lepidoptera, Papilionidae.
GUUUUUCAACAUCGUGUCGUGAAGAUCUGGUCGUACAUUUGAGUGAACAUUGGAACAACAAUGAUUUGCGCUGCAAACUAUGCAGCUAUGUGGGUCGGGACCUCGCAGAAUUGUUUGGACAUAGAUCAGUUCAUCAACCUUACGUAUUUUUUUCAAAAUCAUCAAAUAGAAUCUGCCAUAUUUGCGACAAAACUAACUCAACUAUCAAGACUCAGCAGUUUCACUAUAGAUCAGUGCAUUUAAAAAAAGAUGGCGGACUAUGUUCCGUAUGUCAAAAAACUUUCCGAUCGUACACAGCCUGGAGAAAUCACGAAAGACUUCACAAAGAAGGCAAAUACAUCUGUGAUCUUUGUGGGAAUAAGUUUCUAUUUAGGAGUAUGAUUGAGACGCAUAUGGCAGAACAUGCAAAUGUAAGAGACAAUGUAUGUCACAUAUGUGGAAAAGCAUUCAAAAGAGCAUCUUAUUUAAAGGUACACUUUAACACAGUUCACAUAAAAGAGCCAGUGAAAUGUACACACUGCAAUAAAACUUUCAAAUCGCCGGCGUCCUUGAAGGACCAUCUGAACUACGUGAACAAAGAGAAAAAGUUCCAAUGCGAUAUUUGCUUCAAAUAUUUCGUAUCUGAACUUUCACUAAAGAAGCAUAAGUUCUGGCACACUGAGAUGAGACCAUUUAGCUGCAAAGACUGCGGUAUUAAAUACAAGGCGAAGUCGUAUUUAAAGAUACAUAUGAGAAAGCAUACGGGUCAGAGGCCGUACACUUGCGAUCAGUGUGACAAAUGUUUUCCCACAACAAUGCAGUUAAAACGACAUAGAAUGGUACACACUGGAGAACGACCGCACAAAUGUAAAAACUGCAACCAAUCUUUCUAUUAUAAAAAACAAUUGUUACGUCAUAUAGGUUUAAAGCACAAAGAUGAAGAGAAACCAAAAAUUAAUCAACUCUAGUACUAGUAAACCUCAAGUAGUGAUGGGCCGGCCAUAUUGCCUUCAGUCCGAACAGCCGAUGGGGCCGCAAAGUACUGGAAUG